Drosophila bipectinata is the source of this 1570-nucleotide messenger RNA. It is a transcript of the gene TSG101, whose product is annotated as tumor susceptibility gene 101. The record is from RefSeq and is a predicted model, not a curated record. Gene Ontology annotation, molecular function: ubiquitin binding. NCBI's taxonomy places the organism in Eukaryota, Metazoa, Arthropoda, Insecta, Diptera, Drosophilidae. Gene Ontology annotation, cellular component: ESCRT I complex. Gene Ontology annotation, biological process: protein transport; endosome to lysosome transport; protein modification process.
AACACUAAUCUGAGAGCUCCUACACCUACAGUUCGUACUUUUGUUUUUUUUCAGAAAAUUACCUGUCAAUUAACUCUUGAGAACUCUUUCGGUCUGGUGCCGAGGCGGAAUUGACUAGCUAAUAUACCUCAAGAAUGCCCGCGGUCGAGGAGGCACAAAUAACUAGAUAUCUUUCAAAGUACAAGUAUGUGGGAGCCACCAAGAAGGAUGUGGUCGAUGUGGUCACGACAUAUAGAAGUUUGACCUAUGAUCUUCAGCGGUUCGUUUUCAACGACGGCACCGCCAAGGAUUUGUUCACUUUACAAGGAACCAUACCCGUUGUCUACAAGAAUAACACGUAUCACAUUCCUAUAUGUAUAUGGCUUAUGGACACCCAUCCACAAAAUGCGCCUAUGUGUUUUGUGAAACCCACUCCCACCAUGCAGAUAAAAGUGUCCAUGUAUGUGGACCACAAUGGAAAAGUGUACUUGCCAUAUUUACACGAUUGGCAGCCUCACUCAUCGGAUCUGCUAUCACUCAUCCAGGUGAUGAUGGUGACCUUUGGAGAUCACCCGCCGGUGUACUCCAAGCCGAAGGAACAAAUAGCGGCGCCAUACCCCAAUAACUCUUUCAUGCCUCAGCCCGGAGGUGCUGGGCCCAGCAGCUCGUAUUUGCCGUAUCCCACUGCCGGUGGUGCUGGUGGAGGCAACUUUCCGCCGUACCCCACUGGCUCUAACUUUGGAUCUCCCUAUCCUCCGGCCGGCGGAGGUCCGGCUGGUCAUGGCGCUGGUUAUCCGCCCUACAUGAAUUUCCCUCAACCAUCCGGUGGCUAUCCACCAGCUGGGGGCUAUAAUCCAUCAUCCAAUGCAAGCUCCACUGGAACCAUUACGGAGGAGCACAUUAAAGCAUCACUAAUCAGUGCCGUGGAAGACAAGCUGCGUCGUCGCCUUCAGGAAAAAGUAAAUCAGUAUCAAGCAGAGAUUGAAACGUUGAAUCGGACCAAGUCAGAGUUGGUCGAGGGCAGCGCCAAGAUCGAUUCUAUUAUAUCGCGCUUAGAGCGUGAGGAAGUCGACUUGAAGAAAAACAUUGCCGUGCUGAAGGACAAGGAAGAGGAGCUGGAGAAGAGCCUUGCAACGUUGGAGAGCGCCGAGGCGAUCGAUCCAGAUGAGGCGGUGACUACCACCGCCCCACUAUACCGACAAUUACUCAACGCCUAUGCCGACGAAGCUGCCACCGAGGAUGCCAUAUAUUAUCUGGGUGAGGGACUGCGCGGUGGCGUCAUCGACCUAGAGACUUUCCUAAAACAUGUUCGUACGCUGUCUCGGAAGCAGUUCAUACUUCGAGCCACCAUGCAGAAGUGCAGACAGAAGGCCGGGUUGGCCGGAUAGAGACCAUCCUAACCACACUAGUUGAGAUGUUCAGUUUCCGAUUCGUCAUGUUUCGAUUUAAAAGUUGCAGUGAUUUUUCAUUCGAUGGGGGUAUUGCACGAGUAUAGACGAUUUAUAUGUGUUAACAUAAUAUAUAUUCGACAUUGUUUUAAGCGCAAAUUGAAUCUUAAAAAUUGAAAUUACAAUAAACUGAAAUAAAAGAA